Messenger RNA from Sphenostylis stenocarpa, 2559 nucleotides. The record is from the annotation of a GenBank genome assembly. Lineage: Eukaryota; Viridiplantae; Streptophyta; Magnoliopsida; Fabales; Fabaceae.
AUGGCUGUUGCUGGAGUGCAUAAUGUGACUGCGCUCGAAUCUACUUUCCUGAGGGAAUCCCUUUCUCAGUCAUCUGGGAGGCAAGGAGAUGGAGGGAGGGGAGGCACCCGGUCGUCUUCGGUCUUGCAAAUGUGGAGAGAGAUUGAGGAUGAGCAGGUAGUGAGACAAGUUCAAGGAAGACCUGGGGAGGUUUUACUCCAACAAAGGAGUGAUGAGUUGGUUGUGGACCCCUCACUGGAAAAUAUGCCAGAUAGCAACCAGAGAGAAGCGCAUGGAAUAGAGGAUGCAGGUUUGGGUGAGAAUGAUUCUGAAACCUGGUCACAAAGUCAGAAUGAGUUCCAUGACGAACAUGAGGAAUUAAACAAUUCUAGUCACGAAAACUCCUCUGAUCUUGGAGAAGUUGAAAGGGAAAGAGUGAGGCAAAUAUUCAGGGAAUGGAUGAAUAGUGGCUCUAGGGAUCGGUCAUCGAAUAAUUCCCAAGGAAACAGGGGAGAAUGGCUCGGGGAAACUGAGCAGGAAAGGGUAAGUAUCAUAAGGGAGUGGGUACAGAUGAGUAGCCAGCAGAGAGGUAUUUCUUCUGGAGAAAAUAGAGAAGACCAAUCUUCUGAAACUGCUACCCAAAUUGAAUGUGUUCGUGAUGGAUUUGUUGUUAAUCAGAAUGAGGGUCAAACUGAACAUACACGAAGGGGAAUCCGUAAAUUAUGUGGCAGACAGGUACUGCUUGAUAUGCUUAAGAAGGCUCAGAUGGAAAGGCAAAGGGAAGUUCAGGAAUUGUUGGACCAUCGGGUUGUAUCUCAUUUCCCCCAUCGUAAUCGUAUUCAGGCCUUGCUUAGAGGCAGUUUCUUGAGAAAUGAUAGAUCGAUUGAUAAUAGCAGGUCCACUUCCAUUGCAGAAAGUGAAUUAGGCUUACUGAGACAAAAGCAGACUGUAUCAGGUCUAAGGGAGGGGUUCUUUUUUAGAAAGGACAAUUUUGGUUGUAGUCAAGCAGCCAGUAACCCAUCUGAUACCUCUUCCGUGGGUGAUAUUGAUGUUAAUACAAUCGACCAAACUGGAGCUAGCAGCUCACAAGCAGUCCCAACUGUACAUUCUGAACAAUCUGGGCCUAAUAACAAUGGGAGUGACGGACCUGAGAUACCAUGUGAUAAGAUGUGUUCACAAGUAACCCCUUGUGAGAUAUUAGAUUGGCAAGGCUCUGCCGCUCAUGUAGAAACAAGAGAUUGGGAAUCAUCUUCCAGUAUAAGGGUUGAAAGAGGAGAUGGCGCUGGACAAACUGUUGCUGGUCCGACUGAAGAUCCUUCUGAUGAGCUUACCCAACAAAGCUUGCAAAUUGAAGAUACAGAGGAUGGCAACAUGAUCAUGCAAGACUUAAGCGAGGUACAUACUGAGCAAUCUCAGUGGGGAGAUAUAACUAAUGAUGAAAGCAAUUUAUCAAAUCAAGAUGAUCGUGUAUAUAGCAAUAUUGUUGGUGAUAUAGAUUCGAUUGAAUCUAUUGCUCUGGAAGUAGAACAACAGGAAGAAGUUAUUGUUGAAAAUGAAAGAAGUGACUGGCAUCAAAGUGUGGAUGAUCAUCAGCUCAGUAACGCAACAAAUGAAUGGCCCCAAAACAUAUUGGGUAGCGAAGAUGGAGAAAAUUCUCGUAUGCAAGAGCAAGAAGCCCCUGAAGUGUGGCAAGAGGAUGGUGGCUUUCAAGAGGCUGUGGAAAUUUGGUUAGGCGGACCUUCUGAUAAUGAAGUAGCUCCAGUUGGUAGAAUUCAUGGGUUUUAUUUUCCCGAAGAUGACAAUGUGUACAGUGUUGAACUCAGGGAAUUGCUAAGUAGGAGAAGUGUCUCAAACCUCCUUCGCAGCAGUUUUCGUGACAGUCUUGACCAAUUGAUACAAUCAUAUGUUGAAAGGCAAGGUCAUGCUCAUGUUGAAUGGGAGCUGCAGGAAACAACCCCUUCUUCUCCCUUGGCAGAACAAGACUCAGAGCAACAAACUAGGGAUCCAGUUGUUGGUCCUCAGGGUACUGUUAACAGCUCACUUGACCGACCCUUGCCACCAACGCCUCCACCUCAGCCUUUAUGGGAUCGACACUCUCGCCAUGACAAUUGGUCACAAAGUGACAUAAAUAAUCAGCGCCUAGGAAUUGUGCGUUCAUUUGCGGGACAUAACUGCUUUUCUUUAGCUGAUGAGUGGGAUAUUGUUAAUGACUUGAGAAUUGACAUGGUUAGGCUACAGCAACGAAUGAAUAAUAUGCAAAGAAUGCUGGAGGCCUGUAUGGAUAUGCAGCUCGAGUUACAACGCUCAAUAAGACAAGAAGUCUCUGCAGCCUUAAAUCGCUCAACUGGUUCAUCAGGAAUAGAUGACCGUGUUUCACCAGACGAUGAAUCUAAAUGGGAAUGUGUGAGGAAAGGACUUUGUUGUAUAUGCUGUGAAAGCAAUAUCGAUUCUUUGUUGUACAGAUGUGGGCACAUGUGCACAUGUUCAAAAUGUGCGAAUGAUUUGCACCAAAGUAGAAGAAAGUGUCCAAUGUGUCAAGCACCAGUGGUGGAAGUGAUCCGAGCUUAUUCUAUACAAUAG